AUGUUCUCCGCCGAUCAAGAACAAAGCGAUGCCAGAAACAUUGAUAAUGCUGAGCGGGACGGGAUUAUUCACGGACGUGGGGAGACCGUGACUGUGACGGGACGGCAGACCAUCGUCCUUCCUUCUUCCCUUCCUUCCACCACGACAGCAGAACUGGCUGCUGGCGACUCUUACGAUCUGUCGAGAACGAGCUCAAAGAGCGUUACCCUGUCUUCCCGCUACCGCUGGAAAGGACCGCAUAUUGCUCUUGGUGCGCCUACCCGAUACCUACCGACGGGAAGAUGUUGUGCUCAUGGUCCUAGGAAGAUGUCAAUGCUACAUCUUCUGCCUCGCCGUGCGCUUUCCGAAACCUUCCUCCGUUCUGUAGUCGGAUGCAUCGAUUAUCGCGCUGAACGAGCUCGUCAGCGCGGAGGACAGAACCAUCGCGAGUAUCCAGUGGUCAAGAUGAGAGAAGGAGGAUGUAGUGUCAGUGACAUUUUUGGUCCUGGUGGUGAGGCGACGGCGGGUGGUACGAGUGGUUUGGCAUCGUCAUCGUCAACCCCGGGCUGA
Molecule: messenger RNA, 549 nt
Organism: Guyanagaster necrorhizus
Lineage: Eukaryota; Fungi; Basidiomycota; Agaricomycetes; Agaricales; Physalacriaceae
Exons: 3
Coding region: 1-549 (182 amino acids)
Source: RefSeq, a predicted model, not a curated record